Geodia barretti is the source of this 4627-nucleotide messenger RNA. The record is from the annotation of a GenBank genome assembly. NCBI's taxonomy places the organism in Eukaryota, Metazoa, Porifera, Demospongiae, Tetractinellida, Geodiidae.
AUGCCCCAGAAGUCAAAGAAGAAUAAGGGGAAGGAGGAGGAACUGAUGGGGGAGAAAGCUUCCCUCUAUUCUGUUCCUGACAAGAAGAGACAGAAAAGGACACCACCAAAUAUCUCCGAUGUUUCUGUUGAGUUCAGUUGUGAUGUCAACCUGAAGAUUUCUGCACCAGUAACAAUUGAAUGGAUGUAUGGAGUUGUGGAGGAGGGAGUAGUAUAUCCAGGAGAUGUGGAGGUGGUUCUGAAGCUCAACAAUGGACCCAUCAUCUGCUCUGAUGUGACGGAUGCUAACAUCAGCUGUACUGUGACACUCCCCAGAGAUGUCUAUAACAUCUCUAUCACUCAGUCCAAUGACAUUGGCUCUACUGUGGACAGUGCAAGUUUUGAUAUGGCAGUGCUAGUUGUAUCAGAACAAAUUUCCUUGAUACUAAACACUCAAUUGUUGUUUAUCGUCACCGUGAGAAGAAAUGGACUAUGUCCAGAGACUAAGUCUCCAGUUCUAGUAACAUUUGGAACCAUUAGAAAAGUGGCUGGAGGAGAGUGUGAGAUCCAGCAGAAAUCAUCUGAAAUGACCAUCUCUUCUGGAGACUCUGCCUCUUUCUAUGGUGAUGCUGCGCCUAUCACCUUAGGCCCUGAUGAGACAAUCUGCUUUAUAGUCAGCCUUGAUGGAGUGCCUGUGAUAUCUGGCACUAGUUCAAGGAAUGCAUCUACAGCCAUCACUAUUAGUGGUAGUAGCGAUCAAAGUAUUGUUUCAGUUGAUGCUGUUGCAGGUAUUGCGGUGGCUCUCUCUCUGCUGGUGGUUCUGCCAGUGGGUGUGGUUUUUGGCUGCUGUGGAAUGUGGUGUCUGAUGAAGUCUCAAGCUGCAACACAGGAUGUUUCUGUGGUCAGGAUUGAACCAGAUCCCCUGCAGCAGUUGCCAUGUCCACAGCAGAAGAUAGAGUUCAGGUGCCAGAUAUUGGUACCAUCAUUUGUAAUGCAAUGGACCCUUCCAACCGGUGAAACUGUGGAGUUUGGUCAAGCAGAGAACAUUGGAGCUGUUUAUGUUUCAUCUGAUAAUACAUACAGCGCUACUCUAACAGACAGGACGGGGGAUCCCAAUAGUAACAAUAGAUUCUUCUUCACCUCAACUCUACUGGUGUUGGUGCCAGUAAAUGGGUCAAACCUGACUUGUGUGGGACUCAGUGGAGCAGUUGCAGUCAAAGAGAGCACUUCAAUAAUUAUCAGUGGUAACCCAGACCCUCCCCAUGACCUAAGCUAUGACGAUAGAGUUGUGAUAGAGAGUUCAGUAGAUCUCCAGUGGACCAGACCUUCCUAUACUGGGGGAGGGGGAGUAGCUGUCAUGAAGUACUCUGUCAGUGCGAAUGGAAUGAGGCUAGAGGUUGCAAAUAGCAGUCGGAUCGUCAGCUACACCACUUCUCAUCUGGUCUAUGGAGAGGUUCAGUAUGGAAAGGAAGAAGGAGUGGUCUAUCCUGAUACGGAUUUCAUUCUGAGUCUCACUCCCACUGAUGAGACUGCCAGUAGUCAUAUGUUCUCUUCCGGAGAUCCUGCCUGUUCUGAUGUCACCUCUGAUAGCACCUACUGCAAUGUGAAUGUCCCCAGAGAUGUCUACAUAAUCUCAGCUAAUCUCACCAAUGAAAUUGGUUCAACUAUGAACAGCAACCAAUUUGACACACGGGCUGUUAUUGUGACAAAUGAAAUAUUAGAGGAUGGCGAGCCAUUAAGUUUGACAGUGACAGUGAACACUGCUUGCACAGUGAGCUGUCCAGUUACAGUUUCAUUUGGAACACAGCCAGUCAGUAAUGGAAGCUGUGAGUUCCAGCAAAAUGUCACUAGUGAGCAGCCUCUCUCUCCUGGAGACACAACUACCCUCUCAGUGGAGGCUGGCUCCGUCACUAUACAGUCUGGUGAAACAUACUGUUACCUUGUCACUCUUUGUGGCAACCCAGGCAAGUAUAUUCGUGAAGGCAGUGGAGGAGGCCUACCAACUGGUGCUUUGGCUGGAAUUGUUACUUUGAUUAUCAUUAUUAUCUUGGUUGCCUUCGCCAUCAUUGUGCUCUUCCUCUGUCAUAUUGGUAUUGGGGGUCAUAGGAUGCAGAGUUACAAGCGAGGUGACAAGAAGAAACUCAUUGCUCCUGAGGCGGAGGCACAAAACCAGGACCCGGGGACCAUUGAACUUCAAGAAGGACCUAGUGGAGACCUGUAUGCUACACCCCAAAAGCCGAAGAAGGAAAAGGAGGAGGAGGAGGGAGUAGAGACAGGACAGAAGGAACUGACAGAGGAGGAGAAAGCUGCUCUCUACUCUGUUCCUAACAAGAAGUUCCAGACUGGAGAGGACCCUGUGGCUAUUGAACAUCAAGAAGGACCCAGCGGAGACCUGUAUGCUAUGCCCCAGAAGUCAAAGAAGAAUAAGGGGAAGGAGGAGGAAGAGAAGGCAGAGCAGGAGGAACUGAUGGAGGAGAACUCUGCUCCUUACAAGACGAAAUUCCAGACAGCUGGAGAGGUCAGAGUGAAGGACCCGGUGCCCAUUGAACAUCAAGAAGGACCCAGCGGAGACCUGUAUGCUAUGCCCCAGAAGUCAAAGAAGAAUAAGGGGAAGGAGGAGGAACUGAUGGGGGAGAAAGCUUCCCUCUAUUCUGUUCCUGACAAGAAGAGACAGAAAAGGAGUGGAGGGUUGAAUUAUGCAGAUAUAGUGAUCACCUCCACCUCCAACCCAGCCCCUCCGCUGUCUGGAGGAUCCACUUACGCCGUUAUAAACAAAAAUGACUAAAAGUCACUGAUUGACAAAGAUGCUACAUGACUAUGCGAUUUAAUUGUGUAGUAUUACAUAGUGUCGUUUAUGCAUAAGAGUAGUUUUUGUUUAUGAGCUAAAAAGUGUUUAAUUUGUUACAUGUACGUACAUAUAGACAUGUAUAUAAUAAUUUGAUUAAUUUAAUUAAUUGAUUGCUAUGGGCCUGCUCUCAGUUUAUGGGGGGUUGCAAUCUCAAGUAUGCGUAAGUCAUACACAAAAACCCCAUGAGAAUGAACAUCCUGAUUCACGUAGUUUAUCGAGAUUCAUUGAUGUUGCCUGAGUCAUGGUAGGAGCUAUAUACACGCAUCACAGGGAAAGGACUGCUGCCAAUGUCUUUGGGUGUUGUAUUCAGAUGAAAGAAAAAUCCACUCACUCACUAUACGAGGCAACAACUUGUUGCUCAAAACACGAGAAAGUUUGCCCUGUGUAUGAUUACAAGUUGCAGAGGCCUCUUGCACUGGUUUUUCAGCAAUAAUUAGGAAAUAAUGUUCUGUUUCUGAAAGUUUGUUGCUGCAAGUUGCCUUGUGUAUGAUAUACAAUGGACUUUAGAACACUCUGCUCAAACUAAGAGUAAUGACACAUUGACUCAGAAGAUUGAGGCUGUACAAUAAUAAUGGUAGCAGAAACGUUAGCAGUUCCAUCUCAAUCCAUUUUUGUUUUACAUUCAUGUCAGGGUGUAAUUGGCAUGUGAAGUGAAAUGAAAGUCAUAGCUAUCUGAUGCUGUCACUAUGAAUACAUGUGAAACUGCUGCAGCUCAGUUUCUUACUUUUUGCUAAAGGCUUUCUAUAAUACCACAAGUAGCUGUUUUUCAAGAGCUGUGGAUAAAUUAAUAAUUAUUCUAACUUUGAAUUUCAGCACCACCAAAUAUCUCCGAUGUUUCUGUUGAGUUCAGUUGUGAUGUCAACCUGAAGAUUUCUGCACCAGUAACAAUUGAAUGGAUGUAUGGAGUUGUGGAGGAGGGAGUAGUAUAUCCAGGAGAUGUGGAGGUGGUUCUGAAGCUCAACAAUGGACCCAUCAUCUGCUCUGAUGUGACGGAUGCUAACAUCAGCUGUACUGUGACACUCCCCAGAGAUGUCUAUAACAUCUCUAUCACUCAGUCCAAUGACAUUGGCUCUACUGUGGACAGUGCAAGUUUUGAUAUGGCAGUGCUAGUUGUAUCAGAACAAAUUUCCUUGAUACUAAACACUCAAUUGUUGUUUAUCGUCACCGUGAGAAGAAAUGGACUAUGUCCAGAGACUAAGUCUCCAGUUCUAGUAACAUUUGGAACCAUUAGAAAAGUGGCUGGAGGAGAGUGUGAGAUCCAGCAGAAAUCAUCUGAAAUGACCAUCUCUUCUGGAGACUCUGCCUCUUUCUAUGGUGAUGCUGCGCCUAUCACCUUAGGCCCUGAUGAGACAAUCUGCUUUAUAGUCAGCCUUGAUGGAGUGCCUGUGAUAUCUGGCACUAGUUCAAGGAAUGCAUCUACAGCCAUCACUAUUAGUGGUAGUAGCGAUCAAAGUAUUGUUUCAGUUGAUGCUGUUGCAGGUAUUGCGGUGGCUCUCUCUCUGCUGGUGGUUCUGCCAGUGGGUGUGGUUUUUGGCUGCUGUGGAAUGUGGUGUCUGAUGAAGUCUCAAGGUAGAAAGAAGAGAAGAAUGGCCCCACCACUGUACGAGGAGCCAGUAAAACCUGUUUUUUCUCUGACUGAGAACCAAGCAUAUGGACAGGUUGCACGUCGACAGACGACCAGCUGAAUGUAACUUGCAACGGGAGCUGGAAAAUUCAGUAGCUAAUUUAAGUUAGCUGUGUGAAUCAUUCAUGUAUUAUUAUAUACAUAAUUAUUACUUAGCAAUGACUUUUGAUUUACUAA